Messenger RNA from Colletotrichum lupini, 1305 nucleotides. Its product is annotated as ankyrin repeat protein. The record is from RefSeq and is a predicted model, not a curated record. Bases 1 to 1305 code for a protein of 434 amino acids. NCBI's taxonomy places the organism in Eukaryota, Fungi, Ascomycota, Sordariomycetes, Glomerellales, Glomerellaceae. The transcript has 3 exons.
AUGGAUCCGUCAGGGAUCAUCGGCAUCAUCAGCGUGGUGGCUCAGAUCGUCACCACGUGCACGAAACUUGGCCUGAGCUGGCGUGAUGCUCCCGAAGACGCCAAAAAAUUCAAGAAUGAGAUGGAUGGGCUGUACAAAACACUGUCAGAAACUUCAAGCCUUCUGAUCCAGAAUCCCGACUUUAUUGCAGCCUUUGAGGGACAGCACUCUGCGGUGCUGUCUAACCUGGCGACACUCUCCAGUCCCGACGAUGAAAGCCUCCUCUCUGCUUGUCAAGACGAACUCGUUCGUAUUCUUGAGGGGCUGCAGAAGCAGCUUGAGGGUAGCCGCUUCGGCUGGCAACGGUUCAAAGUGAUGUUCUCUGGCGAUGUGACGCAGUCAGCAAUUGAAAACCUUCAGCGCCGGUGCCAAUUGAUAAACAGCAUGAUCUCGAUCGACAAUACGAUGCUUGCGGUGAGAACCAACCUCGAAGUCCGGUCUUUGAAAAAGGAUCUUGCCGGAAGACAUUUAGAAGAAAGGAAGAUACAGAUUCUGGAUAGAAUAACGCCAGUCGACUUCACAACGCAGCAGAUUGACAACCUCGAUAGGAGGCAAGAGGGAACUGGAAAAUGGCUUCUUGAAUCCCCAGAGUUCGAAGCCUGGGUCCUUGGAGAUCGAAGAACACUAUUCUGUCCCGGAAUGCCUGGUUCUGGGAAGACUAUGCUUUCGUCCAUCGUCAUCGAGCAUCUCAAACGCCGGUUUGAGGAAAAUUCGACGGUUGGAGUUAGCUUCAUGUUUUGCAAUUUCCGACGGCACGAUGAGCAAACACCCCGUAACUUGCUAGCCAGCGCAUUGAAGCAACUCUAUUGCACGGCGCCCGAAGAGUGCGAAGAGGUAGAGAACACCUACAGGCACGGGAUGUCUUCGGCGUCGAAACAAGACAUAAUGCGUUGUCUUCAAGCCGUGGUACCCCGAUUCAGCAGAGUAUACGUUGUCAUCGACGCCUUGGAUGAACUCGACGAAAAUCGAAAUAUGUUUCUCGAUGUUAGUAUCCCUAUUACAGGGUGUAAAAAGGAGGUUCUAACCACUUCCAAUCCGACACUCGAAGCUAUAUGGAGUUUGCAGGAAACAUCAUAUGUCAACAUUUUUGCGACUUCUAGGCACAUACCAGAAAUCGAGCGCUACUUCGAUGGUUCACUAUGCAUCGAAAUACGGGCUUCCGAUAGAGAUGUGAUGAAGUUCCUAGAUGGCCAGAUGUCGAAGCUCCCCUUAGCUAUGAGAAAGAACGAAGGCCUCCAAGACCAAAUCAAGGAUGCUAUCUGUUAG